Symbiodinium sp. CCMP2456 is the source of this 425-nucleotide messenger RNA. The record is from the annotation of a GenBank genome assembly. NCBI's taxonomy places the organism in Eukaryota, Dinophyceae, Suessiales, Symbiodiniaceae.
GCGGAACUGAGAUGAAGUCUCUUCUUCUGCUGACCGUGUUCGGCAGUGCCUACGGUCUCCUGAGCUUUUUCCUCAUUGUCGCCCUCUGCGUCGGGGGCUGCUUGAGACAGCAGGACGGGGAGCGAACUGCACCCGACAGGUUCUGGCUGCCUCGAUUUGUGGCCAGCGGCGGCAACCUCGGGAGUGUGUCGCAAAUCGUCUACCGCGGCUGGGUGCUGAUCUGCUACACCCUGCCCUCCUGCUUGGUCUUUGGAAUUCCUGUCGUCAUGAUCAUGCUGCUCAUGGACCAUGUGGAGGAGGUUGCCAUGUACAUCUUCGUCCUGACGUCUGUCAGCGGGCUUUGCAUCGUGCUGAACCUCGCGAUCACGGGCGCGAUUGGCCUCUGCCGGUUGCAAUUUGCCCUUUCGGUUCCACCAGAGCGGAGC